AUGGAGCAAAUUAAGGAUACAGAUCCCGACUUUGCAGAUAUACAGAUGAAGAAGACUCUUUCACAGAAGCUAAAUAACAAGACACUUGAAGGAGUUGAGGAGUUUUGGUGCACAGUAGAACAUAUAGAUCUUCCUAAAAGUUAUUGGGAAUACUACAUGGCAUGUGCUGAAGAUUGGAACAACAUUGAAGGGCUACCUGAGGGGAGAAAGAACAAGACAUACUUAGAUUAUCUCUUCAAUUACCUAAAACUCCAGACAAUAUACACAGAGGAGCUUGAAGAUAUAGGAGUGACCAAAAAAGGUAACACAACCAAAUUAUGCCAAAGAACGAUAAAGAUAGCCUGAGAUAACAACACCUAGUAAGCUCCUCUUCUGAUAGGCGAAUCUUUGUGUCCAAACACAGAAGUAUACCUUA
Messenger RNA from Moneuplotes crassus, 415 nucleotides. The record is from the annotation of a GenBank genome assembly. NCBI's taxonomy places the organism in Eukaryota, Ciliophora, Spirotrichea, Euplotida, Euplotidae.